AUGAUGAACCCACGCGCAAAAAGGAACUUCUACUUGGCGGCACCUGACUUGCUGGAUCCAAAAUCUGCCGCUCAGAACUCCAAACCGAGGCUCUCGUUUUCCACGAAACCCACCGUGCUUGCUUCCCGGGUGGAGAGUGACACGACCAUUAAUGUUAUGAAAUGGAAGACAGUCUCCACGAUUUUCCUGGUGGUCGUCCUCUACCUGAUCAUCGGAGCCACCGUGUUCAAAGCCCUGGAGCAACCGCACGAGAUCUCCCAGAGGACCACCAUCGUGAUCCAGAAGCAAACGUUCAUUUCCCAGCACUCCUGCGUCAACUCCACUGAGCUGGACGAGCUCAUCCAGCAAAUAGUGGCAGCAAUAAAUGCAGGGAUUAUACCGUUAGGAAACACCUCCAAUCAAAUCAGUCACUGGGACUUGGGAAGUUCCUUCUUCUUUGCUGGCACUGUUAUUACCACCAUAGGGUUUGGAAACAUCUCCCCACGCACAGAGGGGGGGAAAAUAUUCUGUAUCAUCUAUGCCUUACUGGGAAUUCCCCUCUUUGGUUUUCUAUUGGCUGGAGUUGGAGAUCAACUAGGGACCAUAUUUGGAAAAGGAAUUGCAAAAGUGGAAGAUACAUUUAUUAAGUGGAAUGUUAGUCAGACCAAGAUUCGCAUCAUCUCAACAAUCAUAUUUAUACUGUUUGGCUGUGUGCUCUUCGUUGCUCUGCCGGCAAUCAUAUUUAAGCACAUAGAAGGCUGGAGUGCUCUGGACGCCAUUUACUUUGUGGUUAUCACUUUAACAACCAUUGGAUUCGGGGAUUAUGUUGCAGGUGGGUCAGAUAUUGAAUACCUAGACUUCUAUAAGCCUGUCGUGUGGUUUUGGAUCCUCGUAGGACUUGCUUAUUUUGCUGCUGUCCUGAGCAUGAUUGGAGACUGGCUCCGAGUGAUUUCGAAAAAGACAAAGGAAGAGGUGGGAGAGUUCCGAGCCCAUGCUGCUGAGUGGACAGCCAACGUCACGGCCGAGUUCAAGGAAACCAGGAGGCGGCUGAGUGUGGAGAUCUACGACAAGUUCCAGCGCGCCACCUCCAUCAAGCGGAAGCUCUCUGCAGAACUGGCCGGGAACCACAACCAGGAGCUGACCCCGUGCAGAAGGACCCUGUCCGUGAACCACCUCGCCACCGAGAGGGAUGUCUUGCCUCCCCUAUUGAAAGCUGAAAGUAUCUAUUUGAAUGGACUGACGCCACAUUGUGCAGGGGAGGAAAUUGCUGUCAUUGAAAAUAUUAAAUAG
Pipistrellus nathusii (Nathusius's pipistrelle) is the source of this 1269-nucleotide messenger RNA. The record is from the annotation of a GenBank genome assembly. Lineage: Eukaryota; Metazoa; Chordata; Mammalia; Chiroptera; Vespertilionidae.